AUGGCAGCACUUGAGAAUGAAAGCAUUACAACACAACCUAAGAGAGGAUUUCUUCAACUGGAGAACAAUGAUGCAAUCUUAGCCGAGCAGAAACUCAUCGCUCAGCAAAUUGAUAUUAUGAAUAGCAAAUUUGAAAAAUUUCAAGCUUCUGUAGUUCAAGCUCAACCAGUAGCAUGUGAGUAUUGUAAAGGAGAGCAUAAGACUAAUGAGUGUAAUGCACUCAUAAGAGCAGAUCCAAUCCAAAAUCAUGGGGGUCUUGAUUACAAGUCAUCACAGUAUUUGCAACCUCCACCAAUCCCACAGAGUCAUACUUCUGAAUUAGAAAAGACAUUAAUGCAAUUGACCAAGACUUCUACAGAAUAUAUACAGAGCACUGAUGCCUUCAGGAGUGAUACAACCAUAUUCAUGCAAGACACCAGAUCCGCUUUUAGGAAUCAAGAAGCAUCUAUAAGGAAUAUCGAAACUCAAAUUAGGCAGUUGUCAAGACAAGUAGCUGAGAGAAAUCAAGGAACAUUCCCCACUGACACCAUAGUCAACCCGAGCGAGGAUCUAGAAAAAGUGGAAGCUUCUAUAAGCAAGAAUGAGCAAAAUCAAGAAGACAAGGAAGAAGCCAAGGAGCAGCCUCCUAAAGAAUUGCAAAUUGACAUUCCUUUUGCAGAAGCUCUAGAGAAAAUGGCAUUCCUGAAGGAGACAUUAUCUAAGAAGCGGAAUCUCACAGAGGAUGAACCUGUUAUAUUAACAGAGGAGUGCAGUGCAAUCAUACAGAAAAACUUGCCUCCAAAGUUGAAGGAUCUAGGGAGCUUCAGUAUUCCAUGUACCAUUGGCAAGACGACUAUAGAGAAAGUCUUAUGCGAUCUUGGUGCUAGCAUUAAUGUGAUGCCACUAACCUUAAUGAAGAAGAUGGGAAUUAAUGAAGUGAAGUCAACUAAGAUGAAUGUUCAAUUGGCCGACCACUCAAUAAAGCAAGCACAUGGUAUUGUGGAAGAUGUGCUCGUCAAGGGUGAGUUGAUAAUGCGCGUGGAUGGAGAACGAGCAACAUUCAAGGUACUUACAAAUGAAGCUCUAUUGCUUACAUCUCAACCUAAAGAUCAAGUUAACUACAUUGCAAGGAAAAAGUUUGAGGAAGGGAACAAGAAUAAAAUCCAUCAACCGUAUGAAGAACGCAAGCCAAAGGUUAAGAUAGAAAAACUCAAAAGCAAGGAAAAGCAUGUUAAGACUAAGUUUAAAGUUCCUGAGAACCCUCCUCCUCAUCCACAUGCAUAUGAGUAUCACCAUGGCAGGACACAAAUUCUGAGCAAGGGUAUGGUGUCGUCACUGAGCCCGAGCUACUAG
This is a messenger RNA of Gastrolobium bilobum, 1332 nucleotides long. RefSeq lists its product as uncharacterized. The record is from RefSeq and is a predicted model, not a curated record. The transcript has 4 exons. NCBI's taxonomy places the organism in Eukaryota, Viridiplantae, Streptophyta, Magnoliopsida, Fabales, Fabaceae. The coding region runs from base 1 to 1332 and encodes 443 amino acids.